CCCCGGCCCGCGCCCGGGCUGUCCACCAGCUGCCGGAGGCCGGCGCUCAGCGCGCGCACCCCCGUCGCGCACUCCAGCCACCCCGCGGGGAGAAAGUCCCGCGGAUCGCCCUGGUGUCGUCCCCCGGCGGAGUCUGCGGUCCGCCCCGGGGCCCACCGCCCGCUCCGCCCGCCCGCGCCUGCCGCCAAGGCCGGGGCCGCCCGCAGCGCGUAUCCGGGCCGUGGGCGCCCCAGCCGGAGGCGGAACGGCGGGGGCGCAGGCGGCGGCCCGGAGCCGAGCACCCCUGCGGGCAGCGGCGAAGCGACCUUGCCGAGGCACAGUCACCAGCACCCUGGUCCUUCCGACUGGAAUCAGCCAGGGAUGAGCCCCAAGUAAGAGGACGGAAGAAAGACCGUGAGGGCUACUCACCCUCCCAUCACAUGCCGCCCCCCUGCACUACUAUCACAUUGGAUUCCCGCAGGAUUUUCUACUACCAGAUUCUAGCACCUUCCAUUUGCGCCCCAGCCCAGGAGGGUCACAGCCCCGCAGCUGUUAGCUCCAGAUGUGAACGUAAAGAAAAGAGUCAAUAACCAAGAUGCUUUGGAGCCAGAAUGCUUCCCCACUUAGAUCACGGAAUCUGUGUCUCGUGGUGUGUAUCAGCCUCCUGUCUGGUGUGUUAUCUUCGCUGCCUGAUUUGUCAGACAAAUCUUGCACUUUCAAGGUGACAUUACGCAAUUUCCGGGUCAUCUUAUCUUGGGAAUUGAAAAACCGUUCGAUUGUACCAGAUCGCUAUACAUUACAGUACACGGUUAUAAGUAGACCAGACGGUGUGAAGAUUGUGGAGCACUGUUCAAAUAUCACAGCAUCAUUCUGUGACCUAACGGAUGUGUGGGAGGUCCUGCCCGAGACAUACGCCGUCACGGUUGACGGGUUCAGAGGGAACACGACGCUGGUCACGUGCUUCACCGAUUUCUUCCUGGCAGCAGACAUAUCUUUGGAGCCACCAGAGUUUGAUAUUGUUAACUUUACCGACCACAUUAACGUCAAUGUGAAUUUUCCACCCGUCCUUCCCAAGAUACUAGAAGAACUAUUACAGUUUCACCUAUCACUUAUCAUCGAAGAACAGUCAGAGGAGAUUGUCAAGAAGCAUAACCCCGCACUAGAUGAACACGUCAUUGGAAAUUUCACUUACGUCAUCGACAAAUUACUUCCAAACACAAACUACUGCGUAUCUGUUUAUUUUAUGCCUAGAAAUCUGGAAGCAAUACGCAGAUCACCAAUAAAAUGUACCCUCCUUCAACCUGCACGCGACACAGCAUUAGGAAUGGUGCCACCUCCUGAAAACGUCAGAAUGAACUCAGUUAAUUUCAAGAACAUUCUACAGUGGGAGUUGCCUGCUUUUCCCAAAGGGAAUCUGACUUUCACAGCUCAGUACCACAGUUAUAAGAAAUUCCAAGAUAUGUGCACGAGGACUACCUUGACGGAAUGUGAUUUCUCAAGUCUUUCCAAGUAUGGUGAUCACACCUUGAGAGUCAGGGCUGAAUUUGCCAAUGAGCAUUCUGACUGGAUAAACAUCACUUUCUGUCCAUUGGAUGACACCAUGAUCGGACCACCUGAAAUGCAAGUAGAAGUACUUUCUAAUUCUUUACACAUGCGUUUCUUAGCCCCUAAAAUGGAGAAUGAGCCUGAGACAUGGACCAUGAGGAAUAUUUAUAACUCAUGGGUUUAUAACGUGCAAUAUUGGAAAAAUGGUUCUGAUGAAAAGUGGCCGAAGACCUGUCAAUAUGACUUUGAGAUCCUCAGAGAUCUUGAGCCAUGGACGACUUACUGUGUUCGAGUUCAAGGGUUUCUUCCUGAUCGGAACAAAAGUGGGGAAUGGAGCCAGCCUGUGUGUGAGCGAACAGCCGACAACGAGACAACCCCACCCUGGACUGUGGCCGUGGUCCUGGCAGCGUCCUUGUGCGCGGCCGUCUUGCUGCUCGGCUGCUCGGCCCUGCUGUGGUGUUUGUACAAGAAGACCAAACACGCCUUCUGCCCGGGGAACUGCCUGCCGCAGCACCUGAAGGAGUUUUUAGGCCAUCCUCAUCACAGUACGCUUCUGAUUUUCUCCUUCCCGCCCGCUGAUGAGAAUGAAAUCUUCGACAAACUGAGUGUCAUUACACAAGUCUCGGAAAACAGCAGGCAGAAUCCUGGCGAUGGCAGCCCCCCCGAGGCCCCAUCUGGGCAGGGGUCCUCCGAGCUGGUCCCCGAGGAGGGAGUGCACACCGAGGGGUACAGCACCCCCCUCCUCCUCUCGCCCACCUGUGAGGGCAGCGGGAAACCACCUGAGCAAACCCCACAUCUAAAACUCUCAGAUUCCAGGACAAGAUCUGAACAACCAAAGAGCUAGAUUUUAAAGGCUCGCUUGGCAAAAAAAACACUCCACGGUGGAAAUGUGUUGCUUUAUAAAGGCCUCGACGAUUAAAAAAAAAAAAUUCUUGAUCACUGAGGAGUAUAAUUUCCAGCCUCUUCUGCUCACUACUAUGAGGAACAAUUUUUAAUUAGAAGAAACAAAAAUACUUAAAAUGAGGGAUAAAAAAACGAGAUGCGGCAAAAUCCAGCCAGAUGGCCAAGAGACGGAUCCGGAAAGCAGCCUCAAGUCACGGUGGCGAACGAAUUUUUGGGAUUCUCAGGGAUACUUGGACUGGAUUUAUUUUGCUACCUGUACAUGUUCUUUAUAGUGCUGGUG
This is a messenger RNA of Mustela lutreola (European mink), 2707 nucleotides long. RefSeq names its product interleukin-10 receptor subunit beta-like. The record is from RefSeq and is a predicted model, not a curated record. Lineage: Eukaryota; Metazoa; Chordata; Mammalia; Carnivora; Mustelidae. Gene Ontology annotation, molecular function: protein binding; interleukin-10 receptor activity.